CGUGCAGCGUCUGUGUCAACCUGCCACAGCGGAAGUGAAAUCUUCAGAAGAAAUAGUGGCUAGAUAAAUAAGCAUGGUCGGUGUUUUAGUAUUGCACUUUGUAAAUAUUUCCUACUAACAAAAAUGAAUGUUUUUAUGUGCGUCGUGGUGUUUCUCGUAAGUGCCAUAGCUGCAAACAAAAGCGGAGACGAUGACUGGGUGCAUCUGCCAAAUAAAUGUGAAGUGUGCAAAUUUCUUAGUAUUGAGAUGAAGUCUGCAUUUGAAGAGACUGGCAAAACAAAAGAAGUCAUUGAAACCAACUACCGCUUCAUGGAUGAUAAAGGUGCACCGCCAAUCAAAUACGUCAAAUCUGAUAUUCGUUUCAUAGAGGUGAUGGAGAACGUUUGCUCAAGGAUUAUGCAGUACAAUCUACACAAAGAUCGAACUGGAAGUAAUCGCUUUGCAAAGGGUAUGUCUGAGACAUUCUCUACCUUACAUAACCUGGUUAAUAAAGGUGUGAAGGUGGUCAUGGACAUUCCUUAUGAGCUGUGGAACGAGACCAGUGCAGAAGUGGCUGAUCUCAAAAAACAGUGUGAUGUGAUGGUAGAGCAGUAUGAAGAAGUCAUUGAAGACUGGUAUAAAGGCAGCCAGGAGGAAGAUCUCACCACUUACUUGUGUGAAAAACAUGUGCUGAAAGGACAAGACACUGAAUGUCUUCAAGAGAAAUGGACUGGGAAAAAGGGAGACACGGCAGCUAUCGCAGAGGACAAGAAGAAAAAGAAGGGCAAAAAGAAAAAGGGUAAAGACAGCGAGGAUGAGCAGAAAAAGGAGAAAAAGGUAAAGAAGAAGAAGAAGAAAAAGUCCAAGCUGACUGACACGGAGACCAGAAAAAGGAAAACUGAAGAAGCUGGAAACACCUCAGGUGAGGAGGAGAUCCAGAAGAAAGUUUCUCUGAAUCAGGAUAAAACUGAACUCUGAUACAUUUCUUUGCUUUUUUUUCUGUGCUUGAUAUCUAAAUUUACUACUGACACCGAAAUAAAGAUUGAGUUUUAGUCUGUUAGAAGACUGUAAUGCUGAGGUCCUCAUUUUAGAUCAGAUUUUGCAUGUCACUUGAAUGUUAGAUCAACUCCAUCCAGGAACAAGCUAAAAACAAAUGCCAUUUCAAAUCCAAAAAUGGCAGCUAGACCAGUCAAAUCAGAGCUUGGAUUCAAAUGUUUGCUUGUUUGUUCUCAUGCUGGUUUCACGCUGGAAAAAUUGUAAACAAGCUGAAAUCUUCCCGAAGCUGGCAUGCUGUUGGAAUGGAUUCUGGAAAUCCUUCUUAUGGUUCUCAUUUCUAUUCCUCAUCUCAUCUCUCUGAUUUUUUUGCCCCUAAAAUUUAGUUUAGGUUUCAGGUUAAAAUUUUAUUUAGUACUGUUAUUUUUAAUUGCUAUAAAUUUCGUAGUAUAGAUGAUCACUCAUGGAUUCCAAUAAAGAAAUACAUACUUUGAGCUAUUCUCAGUAUUAAUAUAAUUAUGCGGUACAUAUUAGAUUUUUACCUGUUUCUGUAUAGGAUAAUAUUUUUCCUAAAUUUUA
Molecule: messenger RNA, 1551 nt
Organism: Carassius carassius (crucian carp)
Lineage: Eukaryota; Metazoa; Chordata; Actinopteri; Cypriniformes; Cyprinidae
Product: protein canopy homolog 3-like
Exons: 6
Coding region: 124-957 (277 amino acids)
Cellular component (GO): endomembrane system
Molecular function (GO): signaling receptor binding
Source: RefSeq, a predicted model, not a curated record